AUGAAUUCGACAAUUGACAGCGAAGCCACGUUCGCUGCCCGGGCCACCGAGCUCGGCAUGGAGCGCGAUCUCUUGGACUUGUUUGUAAAGAACAACGUGAAGACGAUGGGCGCGCUAGCCUUUGUGAGUCCCUAUCAAAUCGGUCAAGCAGAUGAGAAACCGCUUCUUGAAGCCCUCAAAGCCUUGAUAGGGCGCGACUUGACCGCGAAGGAGCUGAUCCCAGUCAGGCGAUUGUGGUUCGAAGCCUCGACCACAGUGAUGGGAGAGCUGAAGCAGAAAGUAGAGAGAAAUGACUCUGCGGAACCAGUUCGUUUAGCCAUCGCUGAAAGAACAACACGUCUGGAUGAGCAGAAAAAGCGCCUUGUGGGCGUGUGCAUCAACAGUGAGUCUGAGCCUUCUCACCGCCUUGUGGAUGUUGUCUUCCAGCAGGGCGCGGAUCAGCAGCUGACGUGGUUGCCUUGGGAGAAAUUGACAAGUCGGGCUCAUGAGUUGACGCAUUCUCGCUCCGACAACGCCAUCCUGUUUGACGCUCAGGGCAACAUGAGGCUGACUAAGAAGAUGCAGGAGAGCCAGUGUACUCUGACAGGUGAGCUCCAAGCUCGACAAGCGCUUCAGAGGCGCGCGUUGGCGUAUGACCUCGCCCGCUUGUGUGACUAUGCUGUCAUGGAAACCUACCAUGAGGAGUUGUUCCAGCUCCUCACUCGGCCUCCACCUCCCAAUGCCCUCUACGUCUCAAUGGGCCAAAUCCGAGAAGCUGAUAAGCACUUAUUCAUCAGGAUCGCAGAGCAAACCCGGGGCUCUCUCACUGCUCGCCCGGAUGGUGCUAAGCCUAUGCAACAGCAGCUCGAGCUUCUCAAGAACCAUCCUCAGGUGCAGUUCUUCUUGAUGCCACCGCAGAAGCCUCUCCGCUACUCUCCUUAUGAUGGCAAAGGGGAGGGCAAGAAGGGAGCUGGAGGCAAGGGAAAAGGGAAAGCAUCGACCGGUGCUCCCGCAGGAGGGGCUGCGCAAGUGGACCUCCCAUCUGGAUGCAGUGCCAAACACAACGGCAAGCCAAUAUGCUUUGCGUACAACAGGGCGACGGCCCUUCUCGACCUUUUCGAGUCGCUGCCUAAUGAGGUUGAGUUUGUUUUCAGUAACAUUGCUGUCUUUGCGAACUUACGGACUGAGAUGCACCUAGAUCCUAAUAAUCUGGAGGGGACUUUGAACUUUGCCAUUGCCCUGUCUUCCUUCGAAAGCGGACAGAUUCGACUUGAAGGCGGGCCGCAGGGUUCUGAGGCCCUCUUGGAUGUCAAGACAGGCGUCUUCUUUGAUGCCCGAACUCGACGCCACGGGACAUGUGACUGGACAGGUCAGCGAGUUGUUCUUGUGGCAUUCAGCCUCAGGGGCUCCGAUCGCCUUUCUGCAAAGCUUUCAACGUCAGAUGCGCCGGCGCAUGUCGCUGCAGCUUCGCCCGACUUUCCUCCUGUGCCUCCGAAUGCUCCUGCCUUUGUUGAGGUGUUCGCUGGCUGUGCUCGCUUGUCAGCUACGUUCGCCCGGGUCGGGUUCAAGGUCAUGCCCUUUGAUGGCCCUCGGAACCCGCAUCAACCUGAGCAUCCUGUGUGCACGCUUGACCUGACAUUGCCGAUCUGCCAACAGAUCUUCUUGAGCCGCCUCGAGAAUUCCAGUGUCUUCUUGAUUCACUUUGGGUUGCCUUGUGGCACAGGAUCGCGUGCCCGUGAGGCGCCACUUCCCCAACAUCUGCGAGCCCGUGGUGCUCCUCAGCCUCGCCCGCUACGAGACCAUGUGCACGUCUUGGGCCUCCCUUCCUUGAGUCCUCAGGAGUCUGCUAGAGUGGAGGCCGCCAACCGACUGGCCGAGUUCGUGGUGCAAGUGCUUGUGCGAGCACAUGAUCGAGGCUGGCGCAUUGUCAUUGAGAACCCCAUUCGUUCUUGGAUGUGGAGUGUUCUAGCCCACUUUGUGCGCGCGCUUGACAAGCCUCGUUUUCGGUCAUGGUACUCCGAGCUGUUCACUUUUGAUUUUGAUCAAUGCUGCUGGGGCGGUCGCCGUCGCAAAACUUCCAGGUUCUUGACCAAUGUGCCCGAGCUUCGCUCCUUGGUGGCUUCUUGUCAAAAUGAUCACCCUCACGAGCCGUACCGCAUCUUCAGAGGUGCGGCCUCUUCUUGGAAAUUCGACACGGCUUCCGAGGCCGAGUAUCCUUUGCCUUUGUGCGAACAGUACGUUCGCCUCCUGUGCCCGCUGGUCAAUGCCCAGCCGCCAACCCUGCCUAGGCCUUUGGUUCGUCAGGUUCAUCGGAAGCCUCCUCUCGUGCCUGAGUACAAAUCCUUCACAAAUGUCCGCCCUGAAAGUGGUGAGUUUCGCGAGCUCGCUUCAGAUCGGGGUGUUGGCGGGAGCGGCUCAACUCAGGGCCCCACGUUUGGAGUUUUUCACUCUAAGGGUGAGUUCCUUGAGAAGGCGCUGGAAGUUGAGCACCCCUUUGAUUCCGCCUUUGCCAUUGACGAUCAGACCAAAAGGAACGUCUUCGAGUUGCUCACCAUGGGUCUCCUGGGCCCUGCUCGCAGGCGGAUGGACACUCAGAAAAAGCUUUCAGCGCUGAAGCGUGAGCUUGCCGUCGAGGAGAAGCGUUAUCACGCCUCCCUUCCGGAGCACGCCCAAAAGGUGCUCAAGGGGAAGAACAUCUUGUUGUGGAAGAGGCUCCUUGAGGAGACCGGUUUCCCAGACAUCACGGUCGCUGAGCUCAUGGAGGGCGUCCCAUUGGUCGGUAGGCCUAGUAAGUCUUCCUUGUAUGGGUGGAAGGAGCAGCCGGCGACCACAACGUUGGAUGAUCUUCUUGUUUCCUCCGUGUGGAGGAACCCUGCGCUGGCGGCGAAGGGCAGAGUUGGGGACGACCCCGUCCUAGCCGAGAAAAUCUGGCAGGCUACACUUUCGGAGGUGGAGAGGGGCUUCAUCUCGGGGCCCUACGAUUCGGAAGAGGACGUUAAGAAGGCCCUUGGAGUUUCUCACAUCUGCUGCAGCCGGCGCUUUGGGGUGAAGCAAGGUGCAGGCGAUGCUUUGAAGUAUCGCCCCAUCGACGAUUUCAAGGAGAGUGCCAUAAAUUCUGCCUACCACGCGGUGGAUCGCUUGCAGCUGCAUGACGUCGACUACUUUGUUUCCUUGAUAAGGUUUCUGGCGAACUCCGUGGACGACUCGGGUGCAGUCAAUGUCGAGCUGUCCGACGGGACAGUGCUGAGUGGGGCUGUGCACAGUGACUUUCGAUCGGGGCGGCGCUGGCUUGGAAGGUGUCUCGAUCUGGAAAAAGCGUAUAAGCAGGUUCCCAUACUGGCCGCCCACUUGCCCCUAGCCGUCAUAAUGGUAUGGGACCCGAACACCAGCCGCAACAGAUAUUUUACCACUUGGAGCAUGCCGUUCGGCGCAUGCGCGGCCGUGUUUGGAUUCAAUCGCAUAUCCAGGUCGCUCUUACAUCUGGCAUCUCACCUUUGUGCUGUCAUAGGAGGCGUGUAUUUUGAUGAUUAUCCUAUGAUUGAGCCUGCUGAGUCUUCUAGGAUGUGCAGCCUCUCGGUGGAAACCCUGCUUGACUCCUUGGGAUGGUCUUAUGCCGUCGGUGACGACAAGGGUCAGCCUUUUGAGGAAACCUUCAACCUCCUUGGCAUGCGGCUGGGCGUUUCUAGAAUCAUGGAUGACAUCCUCGAGCUCGAGAACAAGCCCAGCCGGGUCCAGAAGCUCGUUGAGGCAGCCAGGAGAAUGGCUGCGAGUGGGGUUGUGAGCAAGAGUGACUCUGCAUCUCUUCAUGGCCAACUGAACUUCAUGGUGGGCUUCGCUUCCGGCCGUUCCUUGAAAUUUGCUGCGCGAGCCUUGUCAAACCUUUAUCACUUUCCACGGGAUCAGCCUGACGAGGAGGUGAAGUCCUUGGGCCGCUACCUUGAGUCUGCGCUUUUGAGCUUGGAGCCCAAGGUCAUCAGACUGAGGUCAGGCGGGAGGCCGGUGUCUGUCUUCAGCGACGCCUCUUACGAAGAUGGUGUGGCGGCAUGGGGCAUUGUCCUGGCAGACCCUGUCUCUGGUGAGAGGCUGGUAGCUGGCGGGAUUGUAGAUGAUCGCCUUGUGCAGUUUUGGCUUGAUGAAGGAGUUGAACAGGUCAUUUCACAGGCCGAGGCCUUUGCUUUGGUUCUGGCAAGGAGAGCUUUCAAGGACCACUUGCAGUGCCGCAGAUGCGUGUUUUAUGUCGACAAUGAUGCGGCGCGCUAUGUAUGCAUUAAGGCAAGCAGUCCGAGCCGUACCCUCCUCUCCUUGGCAUGCUCCUUUUACGCCAGUGAGUCUCAUGACGGAGUCAUUUCAUGGCUGGAGCGUGUUCCUUCUGCGAGCAAUAUCGCUGAUCUCCCUAGCAGGGGAGAAUGCGCUGAGGCGGCAAAGCUGAUAGGAGGCAAGAUUGUCGACUGCAGUCAGAUUGCAUCGGACCUGACUUCGGAAAUUUUGUCCGUGGACGAUCUUCCGUGGAGCCUUCUUGCUACGUCCUACAAGGACAAAGCACCUCCGAUCUUCUUGUGA
Messenger RNA from Symbiodinium sp. CCMP2592, 4539 nucleotides. The record is from the annotation of a GenBank genome assembly. NCBI's taxonomy places the organism in Eukaryota, Dinophyceae, Suessiales, Symbiodiniaceae.